CCUGCCUGGGUGUACUAUAAAGUCUGCCCUCAGACACAACAGCUCCACCUCGUAUUGAUGUACAGAGAGUGCAAAAUGUUCCAUGCACUGUUGUUGUUUGUGUUCGCCCUCACUGCCUCCAGUGGAGCCACAAGUGUGAGUCAUGGUGCCCGUGAUGACAAAUGCCCAAUCCUCAUCAAAGUUCUGGAUGCUGUGAGCGGUACACCAGCUGCAAACCUGCACGUUCAAAUGCUGAGGCAAAGUGACGACCAAACCUGGCAGCAGCUCUCCACAGCGGGCACAGGAAUAAGUGGAGAAGUCCACAAUCUUACUUCCGAGGAGCAUCUUCCAGCCGGUCUGUACAAAAUCCACUUUGACACUGGUGCCUACUGGAGGAACAAAGGAAUUAACCCCUUCCAUGAAUGUGCUGAUGUGGUCUUCCGUGUACCGAGAGCAAGCCAACAACACUACAUUCUUGCAGUUCUUCUCAGUCCCUACUCCUACUCCUCUACAGGGCUGAUUAGAAAUCCACAUUAGAAUACAUUGGUGGCCUCCCAUAAAGGCUGUUCACCCUUCAUAUGUGAAAAUGAUUCAGAAACUAAUGAAUUAAAGGUCAAUGUUGUGAUUUGUGCAAACCUAAGUUAAAACUUUGGCUUGCAUUUUGAAUAUAUUUGUAAUUGAUCAUAAACUAAUUAAAACAUUUUUAUCUAAGCAA
This is a messenger RNA of Mobula hypostoma (lesser devil ray), 694 nucleotides long. RefSeq names its product transthyretin (prealbumin, amyloidosis type I) (gene ttr). The record is from RefSeq and is a predicted model, not a curated record. Bases 58 to 516 code for a protein of 152 amino acids. The transcript is spliced from 4 exons. Lineage: Eukaryota; Metazoa; Chordata; Chondrichthyes; Myliobatiformes; Myliobatidae. Gene Ontology annotation, biological process: purine nucleobase metabolic process.